Messenger RNA from Candidula unifasciata, 807 nucleotides. Lineage: Eukaryota; Metazoa; Mollusca; Gastropoda; Stylommatophora; Geomitridae. The record is from the annotation of a GenBank genome assembly.
AUGAGGAUAGAAAGCGAAUGUGAUCGAGGGGAGGGAAUCACUUUUGAAUUUAGGAGAGAAGAGUGCAUCCCUAAAGAACUGCCCCAGAAACUUUUUCAGCGGGCACACUGCGUGGCUCACUGGACCCAGGAUAACUAUACGUUUAUUAUACUGCAGCAUGCAGAGGUUCACACAAAAUGGUUCUGCCUGAGGACCUCUGACCCCCUCAACGAUAUCAGAAACGCCUAUUUGUGGCUGAAGGUCAUCUGCGACACCUCGGAAAAACCUUCAACUGAACGGACCUUCUCCAGUACCUGUGCUGACGAACUGGAGCUGUGUCCUGAGAUGAUUCACUACUGCAGUAUGGCUUACAGCAUGCACUGUACUCACACGUGCGGCCAAUGUCUGUCUGAGAACCAGAUCGGCGAGUGCACGUUUCAGGAGCAGUACAGAGGAACAUGGAUUGAAAGCAGUUCCCAUGCCGAUGUUAAUUUCAACAUCCACGCCUACUCACUGCACACAGAGAACCAUGGAAAAUACGACUGUCUUAAUCUAGAAAGCCAGCACAUGAAAGAUCGACGAGUCCUGCUUGAAUUGUUCAGUAAUGGCUGCUUACCACGCUACGCAUGUGUGGAGAUGGCAAAGGUCACUUCCUCUGUGAUGAAGUUCCGGUUGGGAAACAGGCUGACUUGGCCGUUGCCCAGUCUGAAGAACCAGAAGGAAGAGGUGUGUAAAUCGGACAACUUCAAGUCUCGGGAAACUUAUGGUGCUAAAAAUGCAAAAGAGAGGCCUGCCAAAUUGUUGGUAAACACAGGGAACAUAAGAGAA